AUGGGGCUGCACUGCCCUGGGGCCCGAACAGGGGCCUUUUUCGUGCAUGCCUUACCAGAGUCGACAUCAACUAAGCCAAUAGCGAAACAAAUAUCAAUAAAUUUGAAGGGCCCAGUCGUUGCUGGCGCGGUUCAGGAGUGGAGCUAUGAUCAAUACUGGGCUCCUCGACUACCGUCCUAUCAACAGCCCUCCCGGGCAGAUCUCUUCGACCAGCUCUUUGUUUCCCAUUUCAUCGAGUCGUUUGGCUUCAAGGAAUCUACAGCUGAUAACCCGUCGUCGACCUGGCUUGACAAGCUAGCCGUAUUCAUCACCCUACCAUCUCCAACGCUCGUCAAGAGCUCCAUCAGAGCUGGGUCAAUGUUUUUCUAUGGCUCAUUGGUGCAUGAUGUUUCAAUACGCACCGAAGCCAACAAGUGGUACCUCAAGGCUCUUCACGGGCUGCGAUGUCUGCUAGAACAGCAAGCUGGGGUUUUUACCGGGGAUAUCAUUUGCUCUGUUGUGAUGCUUGCUCACUUUGAGACUACUGCCGGAACCUCUGGAGAAGCAUGGUUCCAGCAUGUGCAAGGUGCAACACAGAUGCUCCAAUCAGGCGGACCCGCAAGCUGUCGAGAUGGGUUUCUACACCAACUAUUUAGGCAUUUAAGACUUUUAGCCGUGAGUAUCUGA
Molecule: messenger RNA, 666 nt
Organism: Penicillium cataractarum
Lineage: Eukaryota; Fungi; Ascomycota; Eurotiomycetes; Eurotiales; Aspergillaceae
Exons: 1
Coding region: 1-666 (221 amino acids)
Source: RefSeq, a predicted model, not a curated record